Triplophysa rosa is the source of this 2757-nucleotide messenger RNA. RefSeq names its product plac8 onzin related protein 1 (gene ponzr1). Bases 94 to 1617 code for a protein of 507 amino acids. The record is from RefSeq and is a predicted model, not a curated record. Gene Ontology annotation, biological process: DNA integration. The transcript is spliced from 18 exons. Lineage: Eukaryota; Metazoa; Chordata; Actinopteri; Cypriniformes; Nemacheilidae. Gene Ontology annotation, molecular function: nucleic acid binding.
UCCGGGGAAAAUAAAAGAAACUCUCUUGAGGUCUCCCAACGGUCUUAUAGGUUUCAUUUCACGGAAGCCCACCAAAGCCGCACCUGCAAAAUCAUGGCAGUACAACAAACUACCAUUGUGACAACCCAGCAUCAUGUGUCCUCUGGAACCUGGACCACGGGGAUCUGUGACUGCUGUUCCGAUAUGAGCACCUGUUGCUGUGGCCUGUUUUGUUUCCCUUGCAUGCAGUGUCAGACUGUGUCUCAAUUUGGAUGGUGUUUCUGCAUGCCGUUGUUAGACUGCUGCAUGAUAGUGUCAUGCUGUUUCCGCCAGAAGACAAGAGAGCGAUAUAAUAUCAAUGUGAGCUCUUGUCACCGUUGCCAACUGAAUGACCCCCUUAAGACUGCUGUGCCAGUCUUGCAUUCCAUUAAGGUGAAAGAAGCUUGGGAGGUCCUUGGUUUGGAUUUAAUUGGACCUCUGCCAGAAACAGCACGUACCAACAAGUAUGUCCUUACCAUGACCGACCUGUACACCAAGUGGGUGAUUGCAGAACCAAUGCAGUCUAAGACAGCAGCUGAGGUGUCUGCAAUAAUAACCACAAAAUUGUACUCGUUCGGCAUUGUUAGGAAGAUUAUUACUGACCAAGGGAAGGAGUUUGUUAACAAGCUCAACGACAGCAUUUUCAGUGCACUGAAAAUCAAACACGCCGUCUCCAGUGCUUACCAUCCCCAGACCAAUGGGCAGGAUGAAAGAACCAAUCAGAAUAUCAAGCGGACCCUCAGGAAGUAUGUGAAUGACAACCACAAUGACUGGGACCUCCACCUUCCUGCUGUGGUGUAUGGGAUCAACACUGCCAAUCAGGUUCUUAGCAACAUAGAGAAAGCACAGAGCAGGCAACAAAAGUCAUUCCAAAAUAGUAAGAGCAAGUAUGUGCGAGAAUGUUCAAUUGAGGCUGGCGAUGAUGUUCUGCUCUCUGGGGACCCCAAGAAAAUGAGGACAGGAGACACAUUGACAAGUCAGCACCAGGGACCAUAUUCUGUGGCCAACAUCUCUUCCAAAGGUGUGGCCACCAUUGUAAAAGGGUCAGUCUGCAAGAGGGUCAGUGUGUCAAGACUAAGGACAUACUACAGAUUGAAAAAUGGACCAAAUGAGAUGCGGUUUCUCCAGGACCAUGGUUACUCAACAUUUAAAUGGCAGAUAGAUCAUCCAUAUGCUUGUUCAGGAGCAAAGUGGGAGAAGAUCUUGAGCCCUAUUCAAGAUGAACUGUUAAAGUAUGUGUUGGAUGAAAAUCGUCCACCAGGAGAACUGAUUGUAAAGCAGGGCAAAAUUUGCCUUACACGAGAAGACUUCUGGAGCCUGGGUUUAAGCCAGUUUAUGGAAUCUAAUAUUGGAAAUGCUUGCCUUAAAAUUAUGGAAGAAGCUGCACGAAGACAUGGAAAAAGUGUUCACAUUAUGGACCUUUAUGUUGUUCCAACCUGGAAGAACAAAAAUGUGUACCCAGUGCAUGUUUUGCCUGAAAAUGUGGGGUCCACGGAUGCCGUAGUAUUUCCAGCUCGGAGCAGGCAGCCAGAUGAAGCUGAUCAUUAUCUGCUCUGUGUUAAGUUUCUUUUCUCUAAUAUUUUUAGCCGUAAUAUUUAAAUUCAACAGAUAGGGUUAGUGAGUUCUAUUUUCAUUGAUAUUAACAAAAUACCCAUUGCAGGUUAUGUUGGUAGCUAAGAGGGAGAUACUUUUUCUUGAUUCUCUUUGCCCUGAUGGUUUUGGAGAUAAGACUUACAGAACCAUAUUUAGGUUGAGACCUAAGAUAAUUUACUGGCCUUUUUCCAGGCAUGUUAUUUGGUUACAGUUUCCAAAAGGAGCCUCGUUCUCAGGCUUCAAGUUUGUAUAGAGCCUCGUUCACAGGCUUCAAGUUCAUCAAAGAGUAGUUCUCAGGCUGCACACCUGAUAAUUUAAUUGCACGUUAUGUAAUUUUGUGUUCUCUAUGGAAUCCCAGACACAUUACAAGCUUCAUUGACCCAGGAUCCUGGACUGAAAAAACAGGAAGAGACCUUGAGUUUUUUCCUCAACAGUCCAGUGGGGAUUCUUGUGGUGUCUACAUGCUGAUGUAUGCUCUCAGCAUCUGCACAUCAUGUCCCUUAACAUUCACAGAGGAGGAGGUGCCAUUGAUUUGCCAGUGGUGGUAAAUUAACCUCAUGGAAAGAUUUUGCCUAGAAGGGCAUGGACAGAGGUUUGCAUACUGGACCGAAGAAGCAUCCCAACUCCUUCAGGGGAUCGUUGAGCCUGUGUUUAGGGUGUCGAAAUUCACCACCACCAAACUGUCACCCAGCAGAAGAGUUGUGGAUGACAAGGACAUUGAUAAGGUGCAGCAGCCAACCAUUGUCCGAGACCUAAAUACAGCGUGGUACUGGGUACAGAAUCACAGACACUUAUUCCGUGGGGAGGUGACAGAGCCUGCCUUUUUGCAGAUAAACAGGGGUGAUCAACAAAAUGCCAUCAAGAACCUCUUGGGGGGUCAAUUCUCUGAGGCGAAGGAUGCCUUUUUGUUUAUAUUUCAUUACCAAGAAGACAUGUUCUACAAAGAGAAAUGUAGUGUGUGAGUGUGUGUGCGCGCGUGUGUGAGUGAGUGUGUGUGCGUGCGUGCGAGAGAGCGUGAGAGAGAGUGCGUGUGCGUGCGAGAGUGUGCGUGAGUGUGUGAGUGAGCAAGCGAGCGAGCGUGUGUGAGUGAGUGAGUGAGUGAGUGAGUGAGGAAUGGAACAAAUGUAUAAAUAAAUUGAAAGAAUA